UGAUUUCCCCUCGUCUCCAGUCCACGGGUCCAGGAUUUUGGCCUUACCUUUCUCUUCGCCUGUUUACAUGGCAAACAUGCCGUUGAGUUCUUUCUCGACUUGGCUAAGGUGGUUGCGCCAGCAGCAACCGGGCCGCGGGGCCCUGGAGCAAGGGAGGGAAGGUGUUUACCCUGGUUUUCGGUGUUCAUGGUGGACAGCACGUCCUUUCCAGAAGGAAAGGUGGCUAACAGGGAAUGUGGGAAUGCUAUUGCAUCACUAGAUUAGUGGUCGAGCUGUCGCUUGGUCAGUCGAUUCACGCGACUGGGAACGCCGAUGAAAUCUUCGGUGGUACUGCUUCCACCCACCCAGGUGGCUGACAUACGCUGGAGACAGGUUGCCAGAAAACGAACCCUCGACCUAGCCACAGAAGACAAUAUGAAACUAGAAUCCCUCACCUCUUUUUCUCUUGUAACACGGCGAGGGCUUGUUAACCUUGUCAACUGCCAAAAAAAAGAACUGCUGCUUCGGGCUUGCUAUCAACAGACAUGUUAUGUCCAAUACGGAUGGGGAGGCUCUAACGGUCGGUGGUCGUCGUCGCUGGGGAGGUUUCCCACGGCACGAAAGGGGCGACAACGAGGCACGAGGCGGGUUGGCGAGGGAUAUAAACCCAGGAGCGUCGAGAGGACUUGGCCGAUGAGGAACGUCUGGAGGCACGUGAUCGAAGGCGAUCUGCUUUCUAUACCGGGUGGGAAAGGGGGGGGGGGCCGUUGGGAGACGCACGAAGACCCAGCAAGAAACAAGCCAGCCAACUAAUAACUAAUCACCCGGACUAUGACUAACAACCUCCCAAAGCCACAUCGUUUGAGCCAGAUAAUAAUG
Molecule: messenger RNA, 858 nt
Organism: Aspergillus heteromorphus CBS 117.55
Lineage: Eukaryota; Fungi; Ascomycota; Eurotiomycetes; Eurotiales; Aspergillaceae
Exons: 1
Coding region: 313-792 (159 amino acids)
Source: RefSeq, a predicted model, not a curated record